Molecule: messenger RNA, 1579 nt
Organism: Vigna radiata var. radiata (mung bean)
Lineage: Eukaryota; Viridiplantae; Streptophyta; Magnoliopsida; Fabales; Fabaceae
Product: transcription factor MYB58
Exons: 3
Coding region: 213-1283 (356 amino acids)
Source: RefSeq, a predicted model, not a curated record
UUCAUUUCUUUGAGAGCAUUCACUUUCUGCACCAGCUAGUAUAUGUAGGUAAAGGGAGACAAUAGUGAUGCAUAAUUGAAAUGAUAGUAUAUGUGUCUGUGUGUAUGUGAGAGAGAGAGAGAAAACCAGAUAAAAUACGUCAUUGAAAGUGCAAGAGUGCAUAUAUAUAGUAAGAUCUGAAGGGUUGGGAAAAUUUGUGAUAAAAGAUUAUCAUGGGGAAAGGAAGAGCACCAUGUUGUGAUAAGACUAAAGUGAAGAGAGGUCCUUGGAACCCUGCAGAAGACCUUAAACUCAUAGCCUUCAUCCAGAAAUAUGGCCAUGAAAACUGGCGCGCUCUCCCAAAACAAGCUGGGCUUCUGAGAUGUGGAAAAAGUUGUCGUUUGAGAUGGAUUAAUUAUCUAAGACCUGAUGUGAAGAGAGGAAAUUUUACAGCAGAGGAAGAGGAAACAAUCAUAAGACUUCACAGGGCAAUGGGAAACAAGUGGUCAAAGAUUGCAUCACGUUUGCCUGGUAGGACAGACAAUGAGAUCAAGAAUGUGUGGAACACCCACUUAAAGAAAAGGUUGGGUCCUAAAAAAACUUCAGAAUCAAGUACAGAUGAAUCCAAGCCAGAAUCAACAAUAACUUCCACCUCUUCCUCUUCCUCUCAGUCGUUUUUCUCAAUUGAGAGGCCAAAUUCACCCAAGAGCACAACACCUUAUAAUAAUGAAUUUUGUGACCAAUUAUCAAUGGAAGAUAAAAUCGAGAAGGAUUCAGAAAAAGCAGUGUCAAGUGAACUAAUUGGCAUGACUGAGGAUCCAAAAGAGUCAUCUGCUUCAUUUUCUUGUGAGUCAAGCCAGAAUGUUGCACACAAACCAGAACAACAAUUGGGUUCUCCAUCAUCCUACCUAGGAUCUUAUGAUGUCGGCCAUAUUUUAGAAAUUCCAUGGGAACCAGAUUAUGAGUUUUGGAAGUUGUUAGAUGAUGAUGAUAGCCCUGGAUCUUUUCAAUCAAAGGAAGUCCAAUUAGGUGAGUUCUCAGCCAACGAAAACAUCAUUCUUGGAGAAGAGGGUGAAGCAAGGAAAUGGAGCAAUGAUUUUGAGAAUGAGUUUGGAGUAGUAGGUGAGAUAAAGGAGUCAAACAAGGAUCAUAAUUUCCUACCAGUUGAGCCAGAAAUGGACCACACUAAGGCAUUUGAUUUCGAUGAUAUGACACAAGCAGAAUCUGAAUUGGACUUUUGUUCUAUCCCAUUAUGGCUCUCUUCGCCUCAAAAUACUACUCUCUACUUUAAUACAGACCAGUAGUUGGAAUCACCAAACAGUGAUUUACUUAUUAGGUAUACUGACUAUGAUAAAUUAAUCAAGCAGAAUAGGUCUCUUUCAUGUAUGAUCCAAAAUCAAGUUAGAACACGUUGUAGAUUGAAGCACAAAUAUGCUGUAUAUUGAAUAAAUUGUUGGUAAACAACAACUAUCAUAUACACCAUGAAAGUGGGUAGGUCAUAUUCUCCACUUACUGCCACUACUACUGUGACAUUUUUCUUCAUGUCCCCACACCUUUGAAGAAUUCAAAUAAAACAAGCUUGCAAGUAUAAACGACUACA